AUGUUUACUGGUAAAGCAGUACUUUUAGCAAAUCCAAAUUUUGCAAAGCUUUAUAAAAAAUUAACCACACAAUAUUUGACAUCUAAUGGAGCAACGAAGGAAGUUGCAAAAAAGUUUAAUGAUGAAAGCUUUCUCAGUGAAAAAUCGGAGUAUUUAGAAGCAUUGAUUAUAUAUAAUGGAAUAAAACAAAUGACUUUGGAAUCAAGACAAUAUUUAAAUUUUCAACCAAAUGAUCCUGAAUUAAAAAAAUUUAUAAACAAAAAUAAGAAUAAUAUUAGAAGUGAAGGAGGAAGGAAAGAAGAUAUAGUAACAAUUUUUGGAUUAAAAGAUGAUGAUUUAUAUAAAUUGGUUAAAGAAAUAAAUUCAAAGUCAAUAAUUCCAAAUGCAAAACAAUUGGAAAAAUUAUUGAGUCAACAAAUUGAUGAUUUAAAGUCUUCAAAGAUAAAUUUAACCAGAAAUAAAACUUUAUUGAAUGAAAACUUGAUGGAAUAUUUUAAAAUUCUAAAGAAUAAUUUAGCUAAUCUUUGGAUUUUAAAUGAAGAAUUCAAAUGUCAUCAUGAAAUGAAAAAAAACACUAUUUUCAUUAAUUAUUUUUCUGGUUUAAUAGAAUCAAUUGAAUUAAAAGCAAGAGUUCACUUAUAUGAAACUUUAAGAGAGGUUUAUGACGAUGACACUGUUAAAAUGCUUAGAACAAUAAGGUAUUUAAGAGAAAUUUUUUAUAAAAAGGGUCAUAAUAAAUGA
Entrophospora sp. SA101 is the source of this 741-nucleotide messenger RNA. The record is from the annotation of a GenBank genome assembly. Lineage: Eukaryota; Fungi; Glomeromycota; Glomeromycetes; Entrophosporales; Entrophosporaceae.